Messenger RNA from Archocentrus centrarchus (flier cichlid), 1213 nucleotides. RefSeq names its product gremlin 1a, DAN family BMP antagonist (gene grem1a). The transcript is spliced from 2 exons. Gene Ontology annotation, molecular function: receptor ligand activity; BMP binding. The coding region runs from base 82 to 624 and encodes 180 amino acids. Gene Ontology annotation, biological process: animal organ morphogenesis. The record is from RefSeq and is a predicted model, not a curated record. NCBI's taxonomy places the organism in Eukaryota, Metazoa, Chordata, Actinopteri, Cichliformes, Cichlidae.
ACGUCCAGAAGACACUCGUGCGGACAGGACAAAGUUUUCGUGCGAGGAUUUUUUUUUUUUAACCAAAGAUCAACAGCUUCAAUGAUGCAGACGCAUUCAGCGCAGAGCUUUGCAGUAGUUUUGGCACUGCUGCUCACCCCGCUGAAGAGUACGAACGCUGAGACCUUUCAAAGCGCUUUUCCUCAGCCAAACAAACAGAGCCCGAAUGAAUCGGCGACAUGCAUACAGCCCCCCAUUAUUGGAUUAAUUUCUCGCGGUACGGGACCCGUAACCUCAACAUACGAAGUGCCGGAGUCCAGCCAGGAAGCGCUGCACGUCACGGAGCGUCGGUACUUGCGGCUGGACUGGUGUAAGACGCAGCCGCUCAAGCAGACCAUACAGGAGGAGGGCUGCUUGCGCCGCAGCAUCAUCAACAGGUUUUGCUACGGACAGUGCAACUCCUUCUACAUCCCGAGGAACAAGUACGAGGACGGGAACGCCUUUCGCUCCUGCUCGGCCUGCAAACCCAAAACCUUCAGCACUGUCACAUACACCCUCUUGUGUCCGGGACAGACGCCCAGCACGAGGAGGAAACGAAUCCAGCGCGUAAAGCUGUGCCGCUGUACUACUAUUGAUAUGGAUUAGCCACGAACUAAUACAUGCUGGCCAGUAAUAUUGUCUUCUGUGAAAAAUAUAGAAGGGGGAGUACUUAAAAGGCACGUGAGUGGGAACUGAAAAGUAAGGAACAUGCUUGGGAGAGACGUUCAACAGUUCACCACUAAAUCUGCUGACAGACAGAACACAAUGCAAAGUCGAAGAUUCAGGUGUCACGUUCAGAAUAAGGUGAUAGUUUGACCCGCAAUUACAACUUUAGCACAGUGACCAAACAUCUGCUAAUUAUCAGUCACUGCUUGCAGUUUUGUGAGUGAAAUUCGUAGACUUGGACGUGCAGAUAUGAAGGUUUAGGGUGAUGUUGAGAGGCAGGAUGAUUUGCAACAAUCCAUAAUGACACAUUUGUUGCAAACUUGCAAGUCAAGCCAAUGGAUGUGCAAAAACAUAAGAGGACUUCAGAGGUUGCAUUGUUUCCACUGUGUGGGACAUGAAGCUGAAGGUUUUUAGUGACAUACACAUUUAUACCUGCACUGCUAAAAGCCACUUGAUUUUAUGGCUGCGUAUAAUUUGUGUAUCAUCUGUUGUAAUGGCACCUGUAAAUAAAACAGCAUUCGAGCUAUAA